AUGGUAAUGCUUUGGGGAGAUCUGGAGCAAAUCUCUGACGCGUGCUACUUGUUUUUCUCGGUGGCAACCUGUAGCUUAAAGAAUACGAACUAUUUACUUAGCCAGAAAAAGUUUCUGAGUCUGUUGGACUUCAUGGAAAACGAAGUUUUUGUAUCACAAUCAUUGGUUCAAGAUAAGAUUAUUUCGGCUUAUGCAAAGAAGAUGGGGAGGAUUUACCUAAUAUACAUCGUCUGUGGUUUUUGCAACUGUGUAGAGUGGGCGUUGGUGCCGGUUUUCGAGAAAGAAGGCCAUAAGAUAUUCCCUUUCAAAAUAUGGAUGCCUAUGGACGCCGCCUCUGCCGAGAUUCCAGAAUAUCUACUCGGCUAUGUUCUUCAAUUAUUUGGAAUAAUUUUUAGUGUCUCUACUUAUCUCACCAUGGAUAUCGUCGCGAUAUCCCUGCUAAUGUUUGUUCCUGUACAGCUCGAUAUUAUUACCUGUAAAAUAAAAGAGGUGCAACAUGUCUCAAUUUUGUUUGACCCAAAACAACGAAGAGAUCUCAUCGAACAUAACAGUGCGCUUCUAAAAGAUUGUAUUCGGCGACAUCAGGCAUUAUUACGGUACAUUGAGGGGGUUGCCGAUAUAUUCGACAUACACAUAUUCUUCCAGCUCAGCGCCACCGUCAUCGUCGUCUGUAUCAUCGCCUUGCAGAUGACCAUUGAGCCCCCAAACACCUUUCAUUACUACUCGACCGUCAAUUAUCUGAUGGCAAUGCUAGUACAACUCUGCUUCUACUCUUGGUCCGGCAAUGAGAUCACUGAAAGGAAUAAUGUGCUGAGGGAUGGUUUAUACGAAUGUCUGUGGUACGAGCAAGAUCUCAGCUUUAAAAGAACGCUAUGGAUUGCCAUGGAAUUCAUGAGUCGACCGCUCAUCUUCAAAGCGGGAAACUAUAUUCCGCUUUCACGGCCGACUUUUGUAUCGAUACUACGAUGCUCAUACUCCUAUUUUGCAGUUUUAAAUCAAGUCAAAAAUAAGUAG
Chilo suppressalis (striped riceborer) is the source of this 1014-nucleotide messenger RNA. The record is from the annotation of a GenBank genome assembly. Lineage: Eukaryota; Metazoa; Arthropoda; Insecta; Lepidoptera; Crambidae.